AUGGCUUUAAUCCAUCUCUUUCAGAUUAAAAUUGGGGAUAAUACUAACAAUCAAUAUCGAAUUUUCAUUUUGUUUACACUUUGCUUAACAAUUCUCGCGGGUCACACAACUGCAGAGUGGUUCAAUCAUGGAGGUGACUUAAACAAUCGACGCAGUGCCCCAGCAGAAUUAAAGAUCAACCCAAUCACUGCUCCAAGAUUAAGCCUGAAAUGGAGAUUCGUUGCCGGGUUUGACAUAUCAGCCACCCCAGCAGUGGCCAAUGGAGUAGUCUAUUUCCCUUCUUGGAAUGGCUUUUUGUACGCGGUCCGUGCUGAAAAUGGAGCCCUCGUCUGGAAACAAAACAUCGGAGCGAUAACUGGGCUGCCUCCGGCUCGGAUGAGUGUGAACGUGACGGUGUCAAGGGCCACUCCGACGGUGGCCGGUGAUCUUUUGAUCGUGUCAAUUUACGGGCCGGCCUAUGUGAUGGCCGUGACACGGUUGACUGGCCAACUUGUUUGGUUGACUCGCCUUGACCCUAUUCCUCUUGGAGUCGUAACAGCAUCCGGAACUUAUUUCCUGGGGGCAUAUUAUGUUGGAGUUUCAUCCCUAGAAAACACUCAACCAGGCUCACCAUGCUGCACUUUCAGAGGUAGCAUGGUCAAGCUAGACGCACGGACUGGCACCAUCUUAUGGCAAACCUACACGAUUCCCGACAAUGGCGGCCGAUUGGGAGGCUAUUCCGGGGCAUCCAUAUGGGGAAGUAGUCCGGCCAUCGACCCGGUGCGCCAGCUCGUUUACGUAGGAACCGGACAAUUAUACAACGCGCCGGCAGAAGUACAAAGAUGUCAAGCAGCCUUAAGUAACAAAACCACGCCACCAAUUGAUAUUAAUCCUUGUAUCGGACCGGACGUCCAUUACGAUUCGAUCAUAGCAUUUGACAUAAGGUCCGGGCAGAUCAAAUGGGCUACGAGAUUGAGCGGCUAUGACGUGUUUAAUUUUGCGUGCUUGAUUCCUAACAACCCGGAUUGUCCCGUGGGACCUAAUCUUGAUGCCGAUUUCGGAGAGGCUCCCAUGCUUCUUACUAUUGUCUCUAACGGAAGGAGGCGUGACGUAGCGGUAGCUGUCCAGAAAAGUGGCUUUGCAUGGGCGCUUGAUCGUGACAAUGGUCAAGUCGUUUGGUUUAGAAAAGCUGGACCGGGAAGUAACGAAGGAGGGGGGAUAUGGGGCGCCGCAACUGAUGGGAUCCGGGUCUAUACCAACAUCGUAAACGGAGCUAGACAGCCCUUCACCCUGGCGCCUUCUACUCAAACCACCACUAGCGGCGGUUGGGUGGCUUUAGAUGCCAACACCGGCCAAGUCCUGUGGACCACCGCCAACCCUAGCAACGAGACUGCUCCGGGACCCGUUACCAUAGUCAACAACGCGAUCCUGUUUGCCGGAUCUGUAGCGCCUAAAGGCCCUUUCUAUGCAAUGGAUGCUCGGACUGGGCAAAUCAUUUGGAGUUAUAACGCUGGCGCAACCAUAUACGGAGGCGCGUCCGCCAGCUAUGGUUGCGUCUUCGUUGGGAAUGGAUAUUCCGUUAAUUUGGCUAAGUUCCACCCUACUUGGACCAGAGGAGAUUCCGUUUUUGCUUUCUGCUGGCUUAAUCAUGGAGGUGACAUCAGGAAUCAGAGAAAUGCUGCCGGAGAAAUUUUCAUAAAUCCAAAAACGGUGGUCAGGGAGUUGAGGUUAAGAUGGAGAUUUAGGCCGGGGUUUGACACAACAGCCACCCCGGCAGUAUUCGACGGGGCAGUGUACUUCCCUUCAUGGAAUGGGUUUUUGUUCGCGGUGCGUGAACACAAUGGAUCGCUCAUCUGGAAGCAAAAUCUCGGGGAGCUCACCGGGCUGCAGGUUCCGGUUGGAUCAGCCGUGAAUGUUUCGGUAUCAAGAUCCACCCCCACCAUCGCAGGCGAUUUGCUGAUUGUUGGGAUUUAUGGGCCAGCAGUGGUGAUCGCCGUGAAACAAUUAACCGGACAACUUGUGUGGCUCACUCAACUUGAUCCUAAUCCCCGUGCUGUGAUCACAACAUCUGGGACGUAUUACAUGGGGGCAUACUACGUGGGAGUGGCCUCGUUAGAAGAAUUGUUGCCAGUAGGCCAAUGCUGCACUUUCCGGGGAAGCAUGGCGAAACUCAAUGCUCGUACCGGAAAAAUCAUAUGGCAAACGUAUACCGUCCCAGACAACGGCGGGAACUUAGGAGGCUAUUCGGGGGCGGCCAUAUGGGGAAGUAGCCCGGCGAUCGAUAUCGGGAGGCGACUCGUUUACGUGGCAACCGGCAAUCUCUACAGUGCACCACAACAAGUUCUAGAUUGCCAAGCAGCACAGAAUAAUCAGACCACCCCACCAACUGCUCCCGAUGCGUGUGUCCCCCCGGAUGUUCACUUUAAUUCCAUCCUGGCGUUUGAUAUAAACACAGGGCUAUUUAGAUGGUUCAAGCGAUUAGGGGGAUAUGAUGUUUUUUACAUUGCUUGCCUGCUGGAUCCCAAUAACCCUGAUUGUCCGCCGGGGCCUAAUCCUGAUGCAGACUUCGGGGAGGCGCCCAUGCUCCUCACCAUUCAAUCCAACGGCAGAUUGCGCGACGUUGCCGUGGCUGUGCAGAAGAGUGGCUUUGCCUGGGCCCUCGAUCGUGACAAUGGUGAUAUUGUCUGGUUUACUAAAGCAGGACCGGGAAGUGUUCAAGGGGGAGGAAUAUGGGGUGCGGCUACAGAUGGGAGACGAGUUUACACCAACAUUGCCAACGGCGCUAGGCUGCCUUUCACCCUCGCGCCCUCUAAUCAAACCUCAACCGCCGGCGCAUGGGUUGGUAUGGAUGCUGACACCGGCCGAAUUCUUUGGACCACCGCAAAUCCCAGUAACGACAUCAGCGGUGGGCCUGUCACCGUAGUCAACGGAGUCGUUUUUGCCGGUUCAGUGGCUCCCGACGGUCCCUUUUAUGCUAUGGACGCCAAAACUGGGCAAAUAAUUUGGAGUUACAACACGGGUGCUACUAUUUAUGGAGGAGCUUCAGUUAGCUACGGAUGCGUGUUUAUUGGGAAUGGAUAUUCCGUCAACUUCGCCACAUUUAACCCAACUUGGACCACUGGGAAUUCUGUUCUUGCUUUCUGUGUUCUUUAA
Messenger RNA from Oldenlandia corymbosa var. corymbosa, 3132 nucleotides. The record is from the annotation of a GenBank genome assembly. Lineage: Eukaryota; Viridiplantae; Streptophyta; Magnoliopsida; Gentianales; Rubiaceae.